Tarenaya hassleriana is the source of this 1239-nucleotide messenger RNA. RefSeq lists its product as uncharacterized. Gene Ontology annotation, molecular function: methyltransferase activity. The transcript is spliced from 7 exons. Gene Ontology annotation, biological process: pectin metabolic process. The coding region runs from base 179 to 964 and encodes 261 amino acids. NCBI's taxonomy places the organism in Eukaryota, Viridiplantae, Streptophyta, Magnoliopsida, Brassicales, Cleomaceae. The record is from RefSeq and is a predicted model, not a curated record.
UACGGUACGAUGCGCGACAAUUACACUACGGAGCACUUCUCUACUAAAUUCAACUGAGUCGCAGGAGUUGUUCGUAGGAUCUCGGAUCUGAGAUCCAAUAAUCUGAUUGCGUAAACCUCAUCUACUCAUUAGUCUCGAUCCAAGGUUUUUGUAGCUUGUAAUUUUCCGGAUCUCAGUCAUGUCGAGACGACCAGUAAGUUUGACAAGACGUCUAGGUGAUAGUGCAAGCUUUCCAUUUGCAGGAGCAUUGCACUCGAAGUCGCGGUCAUCUCCAGUAUUAUCUGUUUGCCUUGUUCUUGUGGGGGCAUGCCUUCUCAUUGGUUAUGCCUACAGUGGUCCAGGUAUCUUCAAAAGUGUCAAAGACAUCAGCAAGGUCACAGGUGACUAUUCUUGCACGACAGAGGUCCAAAGGGCGAUUCCUGUUCUUAAAAAGGCUUAUGGAGACAGCAUGCGCAAAGUUCUGCACGUAGGCCCCGAUACAUGCUCGGUGGUCUCCAGUCUGUUGAAGGAAGAAGAUACAGAAGCGUGGGGUGUGGAACCAUAUGACAUAGAGGAUGCUGAUUCUCACUGCAAAAGUCUUGUGCGCAGAGGCUCUGUACGUGUCGCGGACAUCAAGUUCCCUCUGCCCUACCGAUCAAAGUCCUUCUCUCUUGUGAUUGUUUCAGAUGCUGUGGAUUAUCUCUCACCCAAAUACCUGAAUAAGACUGUCCCCGAAUUGGCGAGGGUGGCUUCUGAUGGCCUCGUUCUUUUUGCAGGGUACCCUGGUCAACAGAGAGCUAAGGUGGCGGAAUUGUCGAAAUUUGGACGACCAGCUAAAAAGCGAAGCUCCUCGUGGUGGAUACGGUUUUUCUUCCAGACCAGCUUAGAAGAGAACGAAGCAGCGACCAAGAAGUUCGACCAGGCUGCUUCAAAGAGAGCGUACAAGCCGAACUGCCAAGUCUUCCACCUCAAACCAUUGCACUAAAUAGGAACGUACGUGUGUAAAAGGCUGCAGCACCCUAUCAAACGAUGUGUUUUGUUCCCCUCUUCUCCCUCGUCUUACGUGCUUUUACAAUCCAAAGGCAUACACAUCAUACCCUUCACAUGACCAAAAAAAAAUAAAAAAAAAAUAGUGGAUCCUUCUCAUGAUGGUAGCUGGUUGUAUUCGUGUGGCUGAUAUUUUCCGACAUUUUUAAUUUUGUAACUGUCAACUAUUUAUUUUUCCCAACAAUAUCAAUCGUAGUUCAAUUGUUAUAGUUA